AUGAACCAAAAAAUGUCAAUAGUAUUACCUUUACCUCAAUUGAAACCUGAGAACAAUGAUGAUUAUGAGAACAGAGUGACUUUAAGGUUAUACAUUGAGAAGUUAUUAAAUUAGAAAGUUGGAAGGUAUGAUUGAUGUAAAAUAGAUAUUUGGAGAUAAUAUCAGGUAUAGCAAGUUUGGCGACUGUAGGAAUAUAUAUAGUAUCAACGUAUUUUGAUUAAGUGGAAUGGUUGGGUACAUUGGAUAUUGUAGUAUGUUCAUUGUACUUGACAGAAUAUUCAUUGAAAUUGUUUGCUGCUUAACACAGAUUACAAUAUAUAUUUUCUGAUUUUGCGAUAAUAGAAUUAUUGACUGUGUUUCCAUUACUAACAAUUUAAUCAGUUGGAAGUUGGAAUUAUUUGUAACGACUUAUAAAUAUAUCUCGAAUAUUAAGAGUAUUUCGGGUGGUAAGGAUGAUAAAUAAAUUUUAAUCAUUAUCUGAUACAGAGUAUGGAGGAGUGACUAGAUAAAUAUAUGUAAUAUUUUCAACAGUGACAACAAUAAUAAUAGUGACAGCAGGAGUUUUAUAUGCAUUUGAAUUACCAAAAAGAUAAGAGUUAAUAGGAAAGGAUCCAAAUAGAGGUUGUUCAAAUUAGAUAGAUAGAUGCAAUUUUCAUGAAAUGAUAUACUUUACAAUAGUGACAUUAUCAACAGUAGGAUAUGGAGAUGUGAUUCCAUAGAGUGAAGAAGGAAGAGUAUGUGUUAUUGUAUUAAUUAUUAUUGUAUUGGUUGUAAUACCAAAAUAAAUGAAUGAAUUAAUAAGAUUGAUGGGAUUGUAAAGUGUUUAUGCAAGAUCAUUCUAUAAACCUAAUCAUGAAAUUCCUCAUAUAAUAAUUUGUGGAUAUGUGAGUGUAGCAUCAUUAAAGAACUUUUGCAAUGAAUUAUUUCAUUAAGAUCAUGGAGGAUAAGAUAAAAAUGCAAUAAUAUUAAAACCAUCAAUUCCAAAUACAGAAAUGGAAGAUUUUCUACAUAAUGAACGCUAUGAAAUGUUUUUGAUUUAUUUAUAGGGUAAUCCUAUGAUAGAGAGAGAUUUGAGAAGAGCUGCUGUAACUUAAGCAAAAGCUUGUGUUAUUUUAACUAAUAAAUAAAUAGUAGAUAGUCAUUCUGCUGAUCAUAAAAAUAUUCUCAUUGGUUUACUAAUAAAAAAAUAUGUUAAUCAUUUAACAGGUUGUAAUAUUAGAUUAUGUAUGUAAUUAAUAAAACCAGAGAGCAAGAUGCAUUAUAAAUAAUCAUUAGGAGUAAAAAUGAUAACUGAUUAAAUAAUUGUAGUAGAAGAAUUUAAAAUGAAUUUAUUAGCUAAAUCUUGUUUUUGUCCUGGAAUCAUUGCUUUAUUAGGUAAUUUAGUUACUUCAGCAGGAGAAUAAAAGGAAAGUUUAGAUUCUGAAUGGCUUACACAAUAUACAGAUGGUAUGGGACAUGAAAUAUAUCGAACUGAUUUAAGUUUUAAAUUUUAAGGAAAGACUUUUAGUGAAGUAGCUGCUAUUGUUUAUAAUGAGUUUUCUGGCAUUCUAUUUGGUUUAGAAUUUGAUGUUGGAAGAUAAGCUAUAAUUAGACUUAAUCCUGGUGUAUAUACUAUACCUAAUACUACAAAAGUACAUGCAUAUAUCAUUUGUUAAGAUAAAAAGGUAGCUGAUCUAGUAGCAACCUAUGAUAUGACUACAGAAGAAAUAGCUAAUUAUCAUUUCUCAUUAUCUUUAUAGAAUACAUCUGAUAAAGAUAAACCAAACGAAGAGGAGGAAGAUAAAGCAGAAGAUCAUUUAUUAUUAGGCAAAGAUUAACUUGAUGAUUAAGAUAUUAUUGAAAAAGAUUAUCUUCUACUUAAUGAGCCUGUCUCUUUAAUGGAUGCCACCUCUAUCUUCUUACUUGAAUAACCUGAAAUUAAUAAUCACAUCGUUGUUUGUGGAAUUCAUCCUUCCAUUUAUUAUUUCUUACUUCCCUUAAGAGCUAAGUAUCUUAAAGAAAUUUAAUAUGUGGUUAUCUUAGCACCUGAAAAACCUACAGAAAUUUGGGAAUAUAUUAAUAGAUUCCCAAAAGUUAAAUUUGUUUAAGGUUCUCCUCUUAUUUCCGAAGAUUUACAAAGAGCAAGUAUUCAUUGUGCAGAUAAAGCUGUUAUCUUUGCAUAAAGUGCUGAUGCUAAUAAAACUGAAAGUGAAGAUUUUCUUGAUCAAAUGCAUGAUGCAGAAAGUAUUUUUAUCUAUAAAGCUAUUAAAAAAAUUAAUCCUUCAGUCUAAAUCAUGAUUGAAUUAGUCUCAAGUUCUAAUAUACAAUUCCUUCUAGAUAAAGAUUAUAAAUAUCAAAAUGAUUUUAAAUAUGAAUUGGUAAAUUUUUCUUUUAAUUAGACUCCUUUACAAGCCUCAGGAGAAGUCUAUAUUUCUGCCAUGAUUGAUACCCUCACCUGUCAAGCUUAUUAUAAUCCUCAUAUUGUUACGAUACUUUAAUAAAUUCUCACAGGAAUGAGAUAAUCAAACCCUGUCAUUAGAGCCAUCUGUGAAAAUCUAGAUAUUAAAGAUUCUAAUCUUUAUUAAGUUCCUGUCCCUGAAGAUUAUCUUGUAAUAUCUAUUCAUAUUUUAGAAUAAAACUUUUGGAGAAUUAUUUAAUUAUUUAUCUAUUGAAAGACAUCUAAUUCCUUUAGGCUUAUAUAGAUUGGCUAAAGCUGUUGAUAAUAAACAUCCUUAUGUUUAUACAAAUCCACCAGCUGAAACUACUCUCACUCCUAGAGAUAAAGUCUUUGUCUUGGCUCAUUAAUUACCUGCAGAUUUAAGUGGAAUUCCAUUUGAUGUAAAUUUUGAUCCAAAAUAAUUGAAUGCUAAAGAAGUAGAAAAUAACAAAGCCUUAAACUUUCUCCUUGAAAAACUUAAACAAUAAACUUCAUCUUAAAAUGGAGUCAAUAGGGUAGGUGAGUAUUUAUCUUAUUAUUUUUUUAGUCAAAUAAAAGAAUGACAAGACCGUUAUUUUUCAAGGAUAGCAAAUUAAAUAAACUAGAAACAUAGAAGCAGAAAGUAUGAAUUUAAGUAAUCAUUUAAACUAUUCAAUAUAGAUUCUGCAGCUCUACAAGUCUUAGAUUAAGUUAAUGAAUAGAUUUCUAUAGUGAAAGAUUAAAUUAAUGAUAUUAAAUCUAGUCUUAAUUAAAAAGAAGAUGAAAUUGUCGAAAAAUGCAGAAGAGCAAUCAGAUACGAAUUAGGGACAUUAACUUGAU
Molecule: messenger RNA, 3235 nt
Organism: Paramecium sonneborni
Lineage: Eukaryota; Ciliophora; Oligohymenophorea; Peniculida; Parameciidae
Source: the annotation of a GenBank genome assembly